Molecule: messenger RNA, 1788 nt
Organism: Schizophyllum commune H4-8
Lineage: Eukaryota; Fungi; Basidiomycota; Agaricomycetes; Agaricales; Schizophyllaceae
Exons: 3
Coding region: 117-1718 (533 amino acids)
Molecular function (GO): protein binding
Source: RefSeq, a predicted model, not a curated record
GCGUCUUGUCCCGAACGCAUACUUACCGCCUACCGCGUCCAUCGAAGCGAAGCGCUUGUAAUUGGCCUGAUAGCUGGAUACAGCCGCAAGAAGGCGGGCAAGGAGGCCUUUCGGUAAUGAACGACGUCGAGAUGGAAACUAUAGAUGACGCCAUUGAAAAAGCUCGCGACGUCGCGAGCAUUGCCCUUCAUCGUACACCAUAUGUUCCAGAUGGUCCGAAUGCCAGCAUAAUCAAACAAAAGGCCCGAGAGCUUCGCCAGCUCGAUGACGAGGCGGGUCGGCAGUUGCGGAAGACCUGCGAUAGGAAUGACGAGACGGGGGCGCUGAAAGUCUUCGAUAGGAUCAUUGCGCUUCGCCAACAAAUCCCAAUUCACGACGCUCUCAUUCAUCCAUGCCGCCGCCUGCCUCCCGAAAUUCUCUCGAAGAUAUUUGUUCACGCGGUGUCGGAUCCAUGGUAUUCGGGAUACGUCGGGCGCAGGACAGUUUGCCUCGCGCAAAUAUGUCAUUCUUGGCGGUGUAUCGCCCUCGCCACACCUCGCCUCUGGACGACACUCAUCUUAACAGCGAAGACUAAUCCACCUGCAAAGUAUGUCGCUGCCCUGAAGGACGAGUUGGCGAAAACCGCUCAGGCGCCGCUGCACCUGACUCUCGACAUGAAUAUGUGUGGCAUGAAUCCCAAGCCCUCGAUAAAUGAGAUCUGGAGCGACGAGGUCUGGACGUUGUUGUGCGAUCAGUCGCACAGGUGGGAGCGGGUGAUGCUUGCCGGAAUACCUGCGCGCGCGUACGAAGACCUGAUCGAGCGCACCUUUCCUGCACUGAAGCGCUUGUUGAUGUUCGUUCUCAGAGACAAAGGCGCCGCGGUCCAGGUACCCAUCCACGCGUUUCAAAGUGCACCCAAAAUCAAUAAUUUCUGCAUUGACUACAAAUCUCCCAUCCAUCCCCUCGUCUUGCCAUCGAGCUGGACUCUCACCGUGCUCACCAUCUACUCCGACGACUGCGCGCUCGAACCUACUGUCGGAGCUAUCCUGUCCUGUAGCGAGACUUUACGUAUGCUUGACAUCGCCGCUGAUGCAUCCUGCGCAAAUGUGUUACCACUCACAGCCUUCCCGCGCAUCGAAGAGCUUGUCCUCAGCAACGAUGCCGUCGCGCUGUGCUACUCCUUCACCUCUCCCAACCUUACGACCUUGUUCAUGGAGUCCGCGUGGACCUUGGACGACGAGCUCAACGCCUUCAAAGCGCUGCAAUCCCUGCUCGCGCGCUCGGAGAACUGCCCGUCCCUCCGCACGCUCGGCCUCGCAAGCUCGCUGGAUCCGGGGCCAUCGGGACGAGAACUCAUCGCGUGCUUGCGCGUACUCCCCUCACUGGAGGAGAUCUUUCUGAGUAACCGGGACAUGGCGCGCGAGCUGUCCCCAAGCCUCAUCACGCUGGACCUGCUACGCGACAUGGUCCGCCAGCCAACCGUGCCGUCGUCUUUGGCCUUCCUGCCGAAUCUCGCGCGACUUAGCAUACGCUUUGGCAACCGCUACAACAGGGCGGACCCGAAGGAUCUCGAGGUCGACGCUGUUCUCAUGGCCAUACUCGAGUCUAGGAUGCGGGCCAUGUCGGUGGAUGGGAAGGACCUACCUCUCCUGACGCACUUCUGUGCCAAAGGCGGCGGCGGGAAGGAAUACUGUUGGCCUCCUGCAGAUGACGGUCCCAACUCGAAUUAUUCCGUGUAGGCGUGGCUCGCGACGCAUACGUACUGAAAUAUACUAAACGAUUCGUCGGUGAAACUCAACCAUAUUCGGC